AUGUCCAGUCGCGGCCCUUCUUCGUUCGCGUCACUCGCUGCAGCUUUCGUGCCCACGGCCGUGAUUGCGACUUUGUACAUGGUCGCGUUUGUCCUCAUCUGGCGCCGCUUCCCCAAGAUCUACUCACCACGGACGUUUAUUGGCACCGUACCAGAGAAGGAUCGCACGCCAUGUUCGAAAUCGCCGGGCUACUUCGAAUGGGUCCACACCAUGAGGACCGUUCCGGACAAGUUUAUGCUAUACCACCAGUCGCUUGAUUCGUACUUGUUCCUGCGAUUCAUGAGGACUCUUAUCUUCAUCUGCGUCGGCGGUGCAGUCAUUACCUGGCCUAUCCUUCUGCCUGCCAAUUAUACCGGUGGCGGCAAUUCCAAGGAACUUAAUCGCGUUGGUAUCGGCAAUGUGAAGCACAAGGACCAUCUCUAUGCGCAUGCCGUUGUGGCAUGGAUAUUUUUCAGUUUUGUCAUGUUCACUGUUGCGCGGGAACGCCUAUGGCUCAUCGGACUGCGACAAGCAUGGAACUUAUCGAAGCCGAACGCGAAGAGGUUGUCUUCACGCACCGUACUCUACCUCUCAGCACCUACUGCAGCUCUCGACGAAGGCAACAUGCAGCGGUUCUUCGGCGACGAUGCAGUCAGGAUCUGGCCAGUCACCAAAGGCGAGAAGCUUGUGUCGCUCGUUUCAGAGAGGAACUCGAAAGUCGAGGAGCUAGAGGGCGCUGAGAUGUCCCUGAUCCUGAACGUCAACAAGGAAGUUGGAAAGAGCCAUAAUCGAAACAUCAAGUAUGAGCAGCUACCCAAGCAGAUGAAGAAAUCCCUACGACCUACACACAAAUCCAAGACACCAGUGGUUGGCAAGGAAGUUGACAGCAUCAGCUAUUUCCGAGACCAGAUUAAGGAGAAAGAGAAUGACAUCGAGAAGGCUCGCGAAUCGAACGAGACAGCUGAGAGUCUUGGUGGAGCUGCGGCGGUCUUCGUUGAGUUUCGCACCCAGCCCGCGGCUCAGAGAGCCUACCAACAGAUCGCAUCGUCUGACAUUCUGUCUCUCACCCCUCGCUUUGUCGGUACUACGCCCAAUGAAGUUAUCUGGGCCAACCUGAACCUAGCACCUGCGCGUCGGAUAUCUCAGAGUGGAGUUGCCAUCACCCUAGUCGUCGCUGUCAUCAUACUUUGGUCCAUUCCAGUUGGAGUAGUCGGUGCAUUGUCGAAUGUUGAAUAUCUCGCCGAGAAUUUUAAAUGGCUCGCGUUCCUCAACAAGCUUCCAUCCGGACUUAUGAGCCUACUUAGUGGUCUCCUACCUUCUCUGGCCUUGAGCGCGUUGGCUAGCUACGUACCUAAAAUCUUUAGGUACAUCUUUACAAAAUUCGGAGAGCCGACUAAGACUGUCAUUGAGCUGAAGGUGCUCAAGUGGUACUUUGUCUUCCAAGUACUGCAGGUCUUCCUUGUCACCACACUCGCUUCAGGUGCUGCAGCGGUAGUAUCGCAAAUCGUCAAAGACCCAAGCCGAAUACCACAGCAACUCGCGGAGCGUUUGCCGAGAGCAUCAAACACCUAUCUGGCGUACUUCAUUGUCCAGGCUUUGACCAAUGCCCCAAGUAACAUACUGAACUACACCGACGUGCUGUCGUAUGUUUUCUAUGACAGAUUCUUCGAUAAGACCCCCCGUCAGAAGUACAACAGCUUCAUCACAAUGAGGGGCAUGGCUUGGGGCAAGCUAUUCCCGAAGUACGGCAACUUUGUCGUCAUCGCGAUUGUUUACUCCUGUAUCGCGCCUCUCGUUCUUGGCGUCGCUGCUAUCGGUCUUGUAAUCUUCUACUGGUGCUACCAGUACCAGCUGUUGUAUACCGCGACACCGAAAAUCGACACUAAAGGACAUGCGUACACGCUUUCUCUGCAGCAUCUUCUCACUGGUGUCUACAUAGCCGAGCUGUGCCUUAUCGGUCUCUUCAGUUUACGCGAAGCGACUGGUCCUCUAAUCAUGCUUGUCGUUCUACUUUUCGCCACCGCCAUCUUCAACUAUAUCACGAACCGUUACUUCGCUCCACUCGAACGAUACCUACCCGCGGAUCUCGCGCUCGACUCUGAAGACGGUGAGCAGGCACCACUACUGUCUUCGGCAGAGGAAGGCGAAUCUGAAGCUCUUCAGCACGCAGAGUCGAGGAUUGAUCGCGUGAGCGAACGGACGCGUGUGCCGUCCAAGGUCGUCUCGCCUGUUGCCCGGUUCCUACAGCCACACGUCUUCGGUAGCUACACUGCCUUGAAGGCUUGGCUACGUGACGGCGAAUUUGACGAAGAUGAGGAACCUCAAUACAGCGAAGAGGACCUGAAGAAGGCCUAUCUGAACCCUGCUUUCACGAGUAAGACGCCGGUUGUUUGGUUGGCAAAGGACAGUAUUGGCGCGAGUAAGCAUGAAAUUAGUGAGAACGAGAAGACGGGACUGAACGCUACCGAUCAGGGUGCGUGGAUCACGGGCGAUGGGAAGUUGAAGUGGAGUGUGGAUAACUUCGAAGAGGUUCCUGUGUUCAAGAAGGCUAUCAAGUGGUGA
Molecule: messenger RNA, 2541 nt
Organism: Alternaria ethzedia
Lineage: Eukaryota; Fungi; Ascomycota; Dothideomycetes; Pleosporales; Pleosporaceae
Exons: 4
Coding region: 1-2541 (846 amino acids)
Cellular component (GO): plasma membrane
Molecular function (GO): calcium-activated cation channel activity
Source: RefSeq, a predicted model, not a curated record